Ornithorhynchus anatinus (platypus) is the source of this 1863-nucleotide messenger RNA. It is a transcript of the gene ADORA3, whose product is annotated as adenosine A3 receptor. Gene Ontology annotation, molecular function: G protein-coupled adenosine receptor activity. NCBI's taxonomy places the organism in Eukaryota, Metazoa, Chordata, Mammalia, Monotremata, Ornithorhynchidae. The record is from RefSeq and is a predicted model, not a curated record. The transcript is spliced from 2 exons. Gene Ontology annotation, biological process: G protein-coupled adenosine receptor signaling pathway. Gene Ontology annotation, cellular component: dendrite; membrane; synapse. Bases 432 to 1478 code for a protein of 348 amino acids.
AACCAUAUACAGAGUCUGAGAAUGUAGCUUAUCUAGAUGUUAGAGGGCUAAGGAAAGAGCAGGGGACAGCUGAGGGCAGAAGCCUUGAGACCAGGAAGUGGACAGCAGUGACUUGGAUUCUCCAGGUCCUUUGGUUGUUUGGGGUUUGACCUUCCUCUACUAAGCAGAAUCUUUGUGAUCCAACUGUGGAACAGCACAGAAAUCAGCUGAUCUCAGGAAGUGGUUUCUUGGCAUGGGUACGUUUUGAAUCGAUGGGGACUCUUUGAGCUGGGAAGUAAUACCCUCCGGUCGGGGGAAACCUCACCGGAGAAGGGACGAUCAAAGCCUCAGGGUGAUCAUUGCAGAACCAACGCUCACCGGCAGGCCGAGUCCAGAACGACUGCCCCUGGCUCUUCCGUCGCCUCCCCACUCCCUUCCUGAGUCUUCGCAGGAUGUCUGAGAACAGCACAGCCCUGAGCGUCCAAGAUGCUGCGUACAUUGCUGUGGAGAGUGUCAUCGGCUUAUGUUCCGUCGUGGGCAAUGCGUUGGUCAUCUGGGUGGUGUGGCUCAACCCGAGCCUGCAGAACACCACCUUUUACUUCAUCAUCUCCUUGGCCCUGGCUGAUAUCGCUGUGGGCAUCCUGGUCAUUCCCCUCGCUAUCGUGGUCAGCCUUGGGGUCCCCAGCUACUUCUACAAUUGCCUCUUCAUGUCCUGCCUUCUGCUGGUCUUCACCCAUGCCUCCAUCAUGUCCCUGCUGGCCAUCGCCGUGGACCGCUACCUGAGGGUCAAGCUCACUAUCAGGUAUAAAAGAAUCACCACUCACAGACGAAUCUGGAUGGCUUUGAUACUCUGUUGGCUGAUAUCUUUCCUGGUGGGCUUGGUCCCCAUGUUUGGCUGGAACACGAAACUUUCCCCAGGUGGACCAGGAAACUCGAGCCACCUGCCAUGCAAAUUCCUCAGUGUCAUGAGCAUGGAUUACAUGGUAUAUUUCAGCUUUUUCGCCUGGAUCCUCAUUCCCUUGAUCAUCAUGUGCAUUAUCUACUUGGAUAUCUUUUACAUCAUCCGGACCAAGCUAAGUCAGAACAUGUCUGGUUCCAAGGAGGCAGGCACUUUCUACGGGAAAGAGUUCAAGACGGCCAAAUCCCUGGCUCUGGUACUGUUCUUGUUUGCCGCGUCCUGGCUGCCGCUGUCCAUCAUCAACUGUGUUUUGUAUUUCUUCCCCCAGAGCAAGCCACCUAUGCAGGUGAUCUACCUGGGUAUCCUGCUAUCCCAUGCCAACUCCAUGAUGAACCCCAUUGUUUAUGCUUGCAAGAUCAAGAAGUUCAAGGAAACCUACCUCCUGAUCUUCAGAUCCUACAUCCUAUGCCAGUCUUCCAACUCCACAGAGCCCACUGUGGACUCUGCAGCCUAUCGGCCCUCUCGGGAGCUAACAGUGCUGCGGAGGUCAAGCACGACGACCUUUACGCCUGCUUCCCUCAGUGGAGACUGGGGACAAUAGUCCUUUGGUUCCAUACCCUAUCUGAACAGGAGUUUCCCACCUAUGCUCUGGAAAGUGAUGGAAUUACCCAAGAAACCUGGAAGCAUUCUCUGAUUUCAGUCAGUUUCCACCGGUUUCAAAUGGCCCUGCCUUGGGUUGAAUGAGUGGGGCUGGCGUUUGGGGUGAGGAGAUAGCCUUAGUUGACUCACCUCAAAAUGGAAGAGACUCCAGUUGGUCACUGACAGAAACCUAGCACCAGUCAGGCUCUGCUCUGGGGCCCCUUUCAGGCCCAAAUCCUUGGGGUCUGGUAAGCGAGAAUGGAGAAUGAAUUGGAUGUAGCAAUUGCUUCAACGGUUGUUGCACUGGCAUGUGAAUGUAAUUGAGCAAAUAAAAAGAUAUCUCCUCA